Molecule: messenger RNA, 1239 nt
Organism: Syngnathus acus (greater pipefish)
Lineage: Eukaryota; Metazoa; Chordata; Actinopteri; Syngnathiformes; Syngnathidae
Gene: fam228a
Product: family with sequence similarity 228 member A
Exons: 9
Coding region: 315-1181 (288 amino acids)
Source: RefSeq, a predicted model, not a curated record
UGUUUGUACAUUUCGUUUUAAACGAUUUACCUGCAUAUAUUUAUUUUGACACCUUUAAUAAGUGUUUGCUAUAUUUAAAGUUUGAUUGAAAGAUUUCAUCGGCCUCUGUAACAAAGUGUGACGUCAUAGAGUUGUCACGGUAACGGACCAGAUCGAUUCGCACUCACUCAAAACACCCGUUCUCCAAGUUGGGCCAAAACUACAAGCUUUUCGACAGAGGGUUGAAAAUGUGCUAAAUUAAGUGUCCCUCAAGUGUUGGCUGUAGCUUUUUAAUGUCGCUCGCCUUGCAAACACCUUGACACUUCGUACAAGACAUGAGGCCAAAGAGGAAGAAUGAGGGUGUCAUCACCUACCAUAUCCCGUUCAAUAUUAGACUUCUGGCACCCGAGGGGACAGAGUCCAAGUGCCUGUGGCCCGAGGUGAAACCGAGUGCGCCGGUGAAGGAGAGGAAAUCUGACGGCCCCCUCAAACUCAAUAAACGGGAUGAAGCCAUGGAGGCACACGCAUCCAGGCCGCGGCGAGGCGCGCUCUCUUACACCUCCACCAGGCGACUGCAGAUAAAAAUGGAGGCUGAAAUUCGAGAGGCUAAAGAAUUGAUUCGACCUUUAGUGGAAACAGACAAGGAGCUGGAGACUUUCCUGAGCAGGCAGCACGAAGCCAAGACGAUGGGGAGGGAGGUGACACGCAAGCGUGUGCACGAGAUUGAGUGGGGUGCGCGCCAAAAUAAGCUCCAGCACCACAUGGCUAUCUGCAACCCGCUGGAGGUCAAGCUGCGCCAGAACUUGUACCAGCAAUUCCUGAAUCACGGAAACACCAAGGGCUUCGUCUUUCUGGAUAUGUGCGACCUGAAUGCGUACAACCCGUACGUCCUCCGCGACAAAACGCCACACCAGUGCAAGCUGAGGGCGGCCGAGCUGAAGGAGAAGGAAUUUUUCAACGCCAAGUUCAAAAUGAGGACUCGCUGUGAUGCAGGAUGCUACUUCAAGUGGAUCAACCAGAGCCAAACGGAGCACGAAGGCUACACGACGCCUUCGACCGUCGUCGACGCGCUCCCUCUUCGGUCGGCAGACAAGAGCAACACCAACCACGUCAGGUCUUGCUUGAAGGUGCCGUUCCACAUCCGCGAGAGCUCGGCGCCGGACGGGACGUGCCAUCACGCCGACUGCUGGUUCUCCAGAUGAGGAGCGCUUUUUUUCUUCUUCCGCCACCUGUCGGUAAACCAAAGACGCACGCUGGCCG